AUGAAAGAACAGCAGGAGAUUUGGACAAAGAGGAGAGAGGAGAGAGAUCGAGGCGGGGACAAUGGUGUCAGUGAGGAGGGUGCGGUCAGCAAGCAGGCGUAUGAGUGGGAGGAAGACGUUGUGGAGUUUGUAGAAGGCGAGUGCCGGCGUGAGGUUUUAGACCGCGAGAUGGAUGGGUUUAUGGGACGGGAGCGUGCAUUGCGGAUGGAAGCACAAGUAUCAAGGAGAGGUACAUCAUGGGUCAGCAUACAGAGUGAAGAGGAAGAGGAGUUGGCGAGGGCAGCAGCAGCAGUUGAGGCAGAUUAUGAGAGGAGCAAAAGGUCAAUUCAGUGGGCAGAGAUGGAGCAGGUAGCACGGGUAAUGAAGGAAGCAGAGGACGCGGCAGAUUUCGAGGCGGAGUUAGACGAUUGGAGCAUAACAGGAUAUCAAUCCAGCCAAAUUUACACCCAGAUAAAAUACCUUAAGCACAGCACAAAGACCCGACAGGAAACGAAGCGCAUUGCGCAAAAGGUGGCAGCCAUUCCAGGUAUAGCCAAGAAUCAGGACGAUUUGAAGAAUUGGAUAUUGCCGCCGCCAACCAUCCAGAUCAACCCGUACAUCCAAGCCCCACGAGACGAUGGAUUAGGAUGCAGCCAUUGCCAAUACGUAGUACGGGAUAAACAGCAGAUGCAGAAGCAUGGCCGGACCGAGCACGGUUGGGUCAGCCGUCGCAAGAGAGGCGGACAGCAGCAAGCCGUGCCCGACGAACAAGAUGCAAUGUUGGCCGUGCCGUGGAGAGACCACGUACAAUGCCAGCAGAGCGACACAGGAGGAGGCCUGGUCUCUAGUCCGGGUGUUGUUCUGGCUGAACAAACACUUGGGGUUAGCGAGAUUGUAUGGCGGUUGCGGGUCGCACGGGCCAUUCCUCAGGACAACGUUCCCCAGGACAACAACGGUGAUUGGGUCGAAAACAGACGAACCCCAACCCCAAGUUGA
Molecule: messenger RNA, 975 nt
Organism: Fusarium poae
Lineage: Eukaryota; Fungi; Ascomycota; Sordariomycetes; Hypocreales; Nectriaceae
Exons: 4
Coding region: 1-975 (324 amino acids)
Source: RefSeq, a predicted model, not a curated record